AUGUCUGCAGCACAGCGACAAGCCAACCAGGGCUCUGACUGGAUGUCGGUCGCCCAAACGGUUGGUAUCUUCAUGUUUGUCAACUUUGCUAUCAAGCAAGUUACCGGUGGUGUCCAACAACAAAAGCAAGCCGAAAAUGCUCCUGUUCCUACUGUCGCCGCUGGCACUGGCCAACAAGCAUCUGCCUCGUAUAGCGCCAUUCCCAACAUGAUCAUGCCUCUUUGGCAGCAAGACACCUCCAUGGACAUCAACAUGUAUGUCUCGCCUUCGUUCGUAAUGCCUGCCCUCAGCCAUAUGCCCGCCGAAUCUCUGGUCCUCCAGGAGCGUAACUUCCAUUAUGGCGACUGGUCCGACAAGCGUCAGGUACAUACUACCAUCAACAUUCCUCAGUCGGUGCAAGAGAACGGAACACUCUGGGCCCAUAUCUACAUCUCUCAGUCGGGAAGUGUUAUGGAUCCCACUCAGCCUGGCUAUGAUUCUCUCAAGGCUUACCGCGUUACUCGACCCCUGACAAACUACUUGGCUAAGAAGAAGGUCCGCAAGACUCGCAACCUGCUUGACUCUUCCGAGACCGAAGAAGAAGCUGAGGAUGAGCCUUCGGGUCCCGUCAUCUCAAACUUCUACCACCCCAACUUCACUCUGUCCAUUAUUCCCAAUGUUGGAACUCCUGUCUACGCCCAGAUGCACCCAGCAAUGCGCCAAUUCGUAUCACUAGAAGCAACCGGUGCUCGUGAUGAAUCUGGUCAGAACGGCUGGUACUAUCCCGUCCUCUAUCUUAACACCUUCUGGCAGCUUCGUUCUCAGAUGACCGAGCUCAACUCGACCGUCAAGGAGAUGCCCCUCAACCUCGACUUGCAGACCGACCCCAACUGGAAAUUCAGCGUCAUGGCAAGCAUGGACGAAGGUAUGAAGGAAAAUGCCAGAAAGAUUGCUCGUGGAGAGACUACUCCUGGCGGUGGUGAUGGCAGUGAACUCGAGAUGAUCAAGGAGGUACUUCUCGAUACUAACAUGUACUUGCUUGGCAUCACUGGUUUCGUCAGUGUUCUGCACAUGAUCUUCGAAAUGCUGGCUUUCAAGAACGAUGUCAUGCUAAUCGUACCCUCCGACAGGNUCCAGCAUUUCAGANAAAAGAAAGAUAACAUUGGAACCUCGGUUCGCACCAUUCUCGCCAAUGUCUUCAUGCAGAGCGUCAUCUUCCUCUAUCUGAUGGAUAACAACGAAAACACUUCCUGGAUGAUCUUGUUCGGUCAAGGUAUGGGCAUUGCUAUUGAGGCUUGGAAGGUCACCAAGGCUGUCGACGUCCGUGUUCGUGCUGCUCCUGCAGGCUCUCUGAUCCCCUACCGCGUUGUUUUCGAGGACAAGCACAAGCUCUCUGAGACUGAGAAGAAGACUCAAGAGUACGAUGAGAUCGCUUUCCGCUACGUGUACAUCAUCGCAGUCCCGCUUCUACUCGCCUAUGCCGGAUACUCGCUUGUGUACGAGACUCACAAGAGUUGGUACAGCUUCAUUCUUGCCACCCUAGUCGGCUCUGUCUACGCAUAUGGUUUCCUCAUGAUGGUGCCCAGCUUGUACAUCAACUACCGCCUGAAGAGUGUUGCGCACAUGCCUGCAAAAGCAAUGACCUACAAGUUCCUUAACACCUUCAUCGAUGAUCUGUUCGCCUUCACCAUCAAGAUGCCUACACUUCAUCGCUUGGCAACCCUGCGCGACGAUGUCAUCUUCUUUGUCUACCUCUACCAGGCUUGGGCAUACAAGGUCGACCACACCCGUGUCAAUGAAUUCGGCCAGGGCGGUGAUGAUGAGGAAGUUGAAGAGAAGAAGGUAAAUCAGCCCUUGAAGUCUGCACCUGAAGAGGAUGCGACUCCUGUCAAGACUGAGGCAUCGAGCUCUGGUUCCCAGAGCAAGGCUGGUGCCUCCAGAAAGAGAAAGUAG
Messenger RNA from Aureobasidium musti, 1932 nucleotides. The record is from the annotation of a GenBank genome assembly. Lineage: Eukaryota; Fungi; Ascomycota; Dothideomycetes; Dothideales; Saccotheciaceae.